AUGACCCAUAAAAGACUGAGAGUUAAGAGACCUGAUGAGAUUGGCGUUUUUACCCCUAUUAAGGCCGCUACACAAGACGCUAAAAGUGAAGUUAUUCAGAUUCAAGCGCUAAUGAAGACUUCUAAAGCUCCCUUUCCGCCAAUCAGCAAAAUUCAGCAGCACUUUGAGCAGUAUGGAAAAGUUGUGGAGGUAAUCAGGACAACAUUUCCUACCGCGAAGGUUUUUUUCCGAACUGUCAAAGAAGCCGAAAUAGCUCUAACAGCACCAGAGCAUGUCAUAAAUGGGUGCAAAUUUCAACUUAUCUCCUGCAAACGUCGGAAUCUAUGUAUCUAUUUCAAAACAUUGGAUAAGGAAACCAAGGCUCCGACUCCUUCAAGUCAAGCUCUGCAGGAGCACUUCGAAAGAUUUGGUAAUAUUAAAUCAUUCAGUAGGAAUCAUAAUAAAAGGAUCGGCUUCGUUACCUUUGAGACCAGUGAAGGAGCACGUAAGGUAAUAUCGACCUCACAGCAUUUCGUGGAUGAAUGCGAACUCAAGGUUACUAUUUCGAAAAGUGACCCAUUUAAACAAAGUGUUCGAAUGAAAGGUUCUUUGCCCAAAGAAGGAACUCGAGAAAAAGUCUUGAAGUUUCAGGCUUAUCCAAGAAAAUCGAAUGCUCCCUGUCCACCUCCCAAGGUUAUUGAACGAUAUUUUCGGAAUCUCGGGCGACUGUUAGAUUUCCAAUGGCAUCCCCAAAGCUGUUCAGGUCUUUUAACCUUUCCCAGUCUCGAUUCAGAUCGAAUAGCAUUUUAUUAUCCAAAGCACCUGAUCGAUGGAUGCAUAAUAACUCUCAGUCCCUGCAAAGGACGUUCUGUGUGA
Rodentolepis nana is the source of this 855-nucleotide messenger RNA. The record is from the annotation of a GenBank genome assembly. Lineage: Eukaryota; Metazoa; Platyhelminthes; Cestoda; Cyclophyllidea; Hymenolepididae.